Molecule: messenger RNA, 1671 nt
Organism: Megalopta genalis
Lineage: Eukaryota; Metazoa; Arthropoda; Insecta; Hymenoptera; Halictidae
Source: RefSeq, a predicted model, not a curated record
CUGGUACGAUGAGAUAUAUAUUUAUAAUAGAAUUCCAGCUGGAUUUAUUGACAGCGAGUUCGCUGACCCAGGAUUCUUCGCACAGGUGUACACAUGUGUCGCGCGGCUCGAAGACUUCCGUUUGCCGUCUAUGGAACGCGCGCGCGCGCGGAUCGUUUGUCAAUGCUCGGAACCAUUCACACGUACUUCAAAAACAUUUUCACAUUAGCGAGAACGGUCGAGCAACGCCGAGGGAAAAUCGACAACACGGAUCGUACGGAAUUGCGAUCUCGAUGGUGGAACUCGAAGAUGAAGGAGAUGGACGCAAACAUUGGGAAAGCGGUCACGCGUGAUAACGAUUGUUCUCUGUUUCGACGAUAGACCAGGCUCGAGUAAUCUACGAUUUCUCAUGUAACAAUAUCUUACGAACUACUGCUACUUUUCUAUUGUCGCGCAGGAUGAUCGAGCGGAGUGUGAAUCGUGCGAAUCGAGGCGAAAAUUCGGACUAAUUUCGGACGCGGAUCCACUCGGGAUUAGCGCGACUCACCUUCGAUGACCACCGCGUUAUCGUCCUGUUCCCCCAGCUCGUCCAGCGAGGACUCGAAGACGACCGGUUUGCCCGCUGGAUCCGCGUAGCUGGUGUCCGCGAGGAUUAAGACGGCGAGGAGUGCCUGCACGACGAGCACCGUCACCAUCCUGGACGACGACCGGCGUCGGUCCACGUUCGAUCGCGGUAACUGAAGGGGAAACAAACGACACGGUGGGCCUGGUGGAUCGCGAGUCGUUAGGGCCCGGUCGCUGUUACCAGUAGGGACCCUGGGACCGACACUAACUUGCUAAGCUGCUGAAUAGCCGGUGCUCGAGCUUAUAACGGGCUCGUUCUCCCCUCUCGGGCACUCCGCUGUUCUUUGCCCCUAGCAGGUUCGACACGACGAGUCACCGGGAGUCAUCGGGAUCUCCUCUUGUUCUUUUAGCGGUUGCUGACCACCUCCGGGCACAGUCCAGCCACCGGCGAAGGAAAGGGUGAGUAGAGGGCGAACAUUUCCAUCUGGAAGAAUUACCGAUCCUUCUACCGAGUUCGUUUCGGCCAACGUUUUUGCACAUCCAAUACGUACGUUCGCGACAAGAUCACGCUUAGGUUACUUUUUUAAAUGGAAGAGGCGGCUGGUCACUCGCUAAAUUCACGUCUAGACAGUAGUGAUCCAAUCAUUGUGACAGAUGAUGAGAAUGCAAGUAAGAUCAACAAUGACAUUGGAUGUGAACAGGAGAUUCCGUACGGGGUGUGUACACCGCAGCAGGCAUCGACUAGUAGACAAAUCGACAAUUCUAUUUUUAAUACCGUAUCUAAAAUCGUGAAUCCUGCAGCAAAGGUACCAGAGAUUCAGGAUUUCAAAAUUGUAAAGCCUAUAAGCCGUGGAGCAUUUGGUAAAGUAUUCCUUGGGUACAACAAAUCUAAUCCUGAGAAAGUAUAUGCAAUCAAAGUGAUGAAGAAAAAUGAGAUGAUCAACAAAAACAUGGCCUCGCAAUGUCUACUUAGUAAUGGAGUACAUGGUGGGCGGAGAUCUUAAGAGUUUGUUGGGUGUGUAUGGCUAUAUGGAAGAAUCCAUGGCAGCUUUUUAUACCGCGGAAGUAUGUCUAGCGUUGGAAUACCUUCACUCCCAUGGAAUCGUACACAGAGAUUUAAAGCCAGAC